AUCUUUGCGCUUUCCUUAGCAUCGCGGCCAUAACACGAUACUGCCCUUGGCCUAGGGCGUCCAAAUACCAGAUGCGGCCAUGCGCUUCACCCUCUUUCACUUCUUCUACUCGACCUCCUUCACGGUCCUCUUCCUCCUUCUGGCCAUCCUUGUCCUAAUCACCCCAGCCGACACCAUUGUUCAAGCUCUCAUUCGAAACGUGAGGAUUAACAAUGUAUUCAUAGUUGCCGGCUGCUACGUUCUCACAGCCCUGAUCGCACUAAUACUCUACAUUUCUCGAAUUUACAGUGUCAGGCGUUUGAUGGCCGAUAUUCCGAAGUCCUACGCACCCGUCAAGAAAGGUUACUUGAGGCCACGGGUGCACAAGGCUGUUACGGCAAAUUUGAGUCGGAGCGCGGUUAUCGCUGUGCAGAACCGACCAAAGGAGGGUGAGGAGGGGGUUUGGGGGGAAAUCAAGCAUCCGGGUUGGUCCGGUGGAACCGGACAGCUGCCGAAUGUACAGUACUUGUCUGUUGUCAAGGAGUUGCCGAAUUUAUUAGAGAUGGAAGCAUUAUCGUUAUGCGCUCCUGAGUCUCCGAGGGGUGGGCUUAGGACUCCUGCACUGAGUGGGCCUGAGGAGAUUACCGCGCCAGACCAGGAGGUGGUUAGACGACAGCCACAUGUGUCAUUCAGGGCUUAUUUGAACCAGUUGGCGGCGGUGGGCUAUGUGCGGCAGGAUGUUGCAGAUUUAUUUAUGGCCAGAUAUGAACGCGCUCGGUUCCGCAAUCAAGGUGAAGGGAUUGAAGAGAGGGAAUUCAUGGAGCUCAUGAACGUUUUUGCUGGAUUAUUGAAGACUCUGGGGGAUGACUUGUUCCUUGACUCGACAUUUGCAUCCUCGCACCAUCGAAACUGGGAGCCCAGGGACGAGGAUUCGAAUGGCGGGGACGAUCGGGAGCGUAUGGAGCCCGAAAGGCGGGAUAGGUACAGCAGCUCUGGGUAUGAAACGACAAGUACGGAACACGAGCAAGGAGAGGGGUUGCGAUCCACCCCCGAUCGCCCGAAUGACAACUUGAUCGCCGGUGCACGGAGAAGGCGGACCGGAACAAUUGGGUCGACAAAUAUCAAUAUGCGCAGAGCCACGACCGCCACUACUGCAGAAAGCAUAACAAGUCCUGAAGAUAACGGAAUAGAAAUGGUGUCGCUGAGGCCGAAGGAUGCCAGGCGGUUGAGUGUAAGGACGUCGGCGGGGACUUUUGGUUGACAAGUACAUAAUAAUGUUGUUGGGGUCCUCCUUUCUUUUCCUUUGGAUUGUGUUGGUCAGCAUUCGGGCGUUUUUCUCUUUUGUUUUGCUUAGACCCAUGUUUUUCAUUUUCACAGCAUUGAAGUCUGGCGUUUGGAUUUUCAUAUUUGGAGCGCGUAUGCUGCUGCCGUUUAGUACUUUUGUUCAGGUUCGGCUUCGCGUCUUCUGUAUCGGUUUUUCUAUGACUUUGUAAUAUAUAUCAUGUGAUAUGAUAUCCGGGGUAAGUAAAGUGCUUAGCACGUUCUGUCUUACGAGGGGAUCAAGCACUCGAGUUUAUCAAGAUCGUUUACAAUACUCGACUGUUCCUGUCUGGUUCUCACGAACUGCACUGCGCUCUUGAGCAAACGUAAUGCUCUCGAGAUGCCUGCUGAGAUAAUUCUCGAAUUGUCCCUAAAGUUUUCCCAGAUGUGUACUCUCUAUUCGAGUGA
Messenger RNA from Tuber aestivum (summer truffle), 1707 nucleotides. Lineage: Eukaryota; Fungi; Ascomycota; Pezizomycetes; Pezizales; Tuberaceae. The record is from the annotation of a GenBank genome assembly.